Molecule: messenger RNA, 2643 nt
Organism: Blumeria graminis f. sp. triticale
Lineage: Eukaryota; Fungi; Ascomycota; Leotiomycetes; Helotiales; Erysiphaceae
Source: the annotation of a GenBank genome assembly
AUGUCCUUCCUAAAUGACAUAAAGUCCUCCUUCCACGAUAUAGCGGAUGACCUGAAGAAACCCCUCCACGACCUUCGCGACAAGAUUGAACAGAGUGUUGGGGGCAUUCAUGCAAGUGACCAUGACGAUACCCAUCAAAGCGACAAUCGAUUUAGGAGUUUCGCACCGGAAAGAGAUCAAAACAAUGCCAAGUGGUACGUGGAUGGCUGUGGCUACAUGUGGGCAGUGAGCGUAGCAAUCCAAGAGGCAAGAGAAAGUAUAUGGAUUUUAGACUGGUGGUUAAGUCCUGAACUUUACCUGAGGAGACCGCCAAGCAAAAACGAAAACUACAGGCUUGAUCGCUUGCUUUUCGCCGCCGCUGAUCGAGGGGUUAAGGUUAAUAUCAUUGUCUACAAAGAGGUCGCUGCUGCCCUGACACUUUGCUCCAAGCACACCAAGGAUGCUUUAGAGGUUCACCAAAAUAUCUCUGUAUUCAGGCAUCCAAACCAUGGAUUAGAUAGCCAAGUGCUGUCCUCGGAGCUAUCAUCCACCAUCACUAAUCUUACCUCAGCGCCCUCCAAGCUCUGCAAUACCUCAAGUGAUACGUUAAAAAGUAUAUACGGUGUACACGACGAUGAUGUCGUUCUUUUCUGGGCUCACCAUGAAAAGUUAUGCCUCAUUGAUGAAAGAGUAGCGUUUAUGGGAGGCCUUGAUCUGUGUUAUGGAAGAUGGGAUACAAACAAUCACCCAAUAUCAGAUGCCCACCCUUCGGAUCUUAACAAUAUCCUGUUUCCAGGACAAGACUUCAAUAACGCACGGGUUCUCGAUUUUGAGGAUGUCAAAAAUUUCCAAAAUAAUAAACUCGACCGUACGAAGAGUUCCCGCAUGGGCUGGUCAGAUCUAUCAAUAUGCCUUACCGGACCUGUAGUAGAUGACUUGAAGGCUCACUUUAUUCAGCGAUGGAAUUUUAUCUACAAUGAAAAAUACAUCAGUCGAAACAACCCAAAGUACGCCAAACUAUUGUAUAAACCAACGACAAUAACAGAAGGCUUCUACGAGCAAAAUGGUGCAAGUAUACCCUCAUCUAACGAUCAUGUAAAUACCAAACAACAAAGUACCACUCAUGGCAUCUCUCAUUUAGACUUUUCGAGUGGCGGUGAAAUGUUCAAUAGAUUUCGCGGUGCUAUUCCGGUUUCAAGGAAACAGGAAGAAUAUAAAGACCACCAGAACCCUAGCUUACUAAAUAUACAGCUAACAAGAAGUUGCUCUAAAUGGAGUCAUGGUAUGGCAACCGAGCAUUCUAUUGCAAACGCAUACAUCGAGAUUAUUAAACAGAGCCAACACUUUGUUUAUAUUGAAAAUCAGUUUUUCAUAACUGCAACUGGCGAUAACCAACUUCCCGUCCGAAACCAAAUUGGUGCUGCCAUUGUGGAGCGCAUUGUACGUGCCCAUCGCGAAGGCCAGAAAUUCAAGGUCAUUGUGCUUAUGCCAGCCGUUCCUGCUUUCGCAGGAGAUCUUCGUGCUGAAGAUUCCCUAGGAACGCGGGCAAUCAUGGAAUUUCAAUACCACAGCAUCUGUCAUAAUGGACAUUCAAUUAUGGAGAAGAUUGAGCAAGCCGGUGUUCCAAACGCAAAAGAGUACAUUCGCUUUUACAACUUGAGGAAUUACGAUCGUAUCAAUACCGGGGCAUCAAUGACUCGCGCUGAGCAAAAUAGUGGGGUUAGGUACCAAGAUGCGAGAAAAGAACACGAUGAUAUAGUCGGCGCCGGUUACGGCGGCUUUGGUGAAAGAAGCGGUGCACGUCCAGGGCAAGAAAACCAACAAUACGAUCGUUAUCAACAGGGCUGCAAGCAAUCAGCUAACGAUAGUCAGUAUGACAGUGUCACACCAUGCUACAUGGAGAACUCCGUGUCUAUCACUGACAUACCAUGGACUGGAAAUCCUGAGGCCGAAAUGGAUGCUUUCGUAAGCGAAGAACUCUAUAUACAUUCAAAGCUACUCAUAGCAGAUGAUCGCAUUAUGAUAUGUGGAAGUGCAAACCUUAACGACCGAUCACAACUUGGCUACCGUGAUUCUGAAAUUGCAGUAGUUAUCGAAGAUCCCAACAAGAUCGAAUCUACUAUGGACGGUAAUUCCUUCCAAGUCUCUGCUUUCGUUAGCUCCCUUCGCCGUCAGCUUUUCCGUAAGCACUUAGGGCUCAUCCCAGCUCAAGACCCCCGCCACCAAACGAUGAAUUUUCUUCCUCUUACCCACGGACCAAAUGAAUAUGACUGGGAUUCCCCAGCCGAUCGUCUCGUGCGUGACCCUCUUAGUGAUAAUUUCAUUGAGCUUUGGGACAGAACUGCACGAACAAAUACGGAAGUUUUCUCAAGAGCUUUCCACGUUGUUCCAUCUGAUAAUUGCAAAAACUGGGAAGAAUACAAAAAUUGGUACGAAAAGUUCUUUGUUAGUUCUAGCAAGGAUGAUAAUAGGAGAGUCCCGCCUAAGUACGAAUACGGUCACUUAGUUAAAGAAGAAUUUCCUGGAGGUUUGAGGGAAGCGAAAGAGCUACUUGCAUUAGUGAAGGGAACUCUAGUCGAAAUGCCGUUAGAUUUUAUGAGAGAUGUAGACUUUGCUGUUGCUGGUGUCAAGUUUAACGCAUUGACGAAAGAGAUUUAUACCUAG